This is a messenger RNA of Stegostoma tigrinum, 1279 nucleotides long. RefSeq names its product procathepsin L-like. NCBI's taxonomy places the organism in Eukaryota, Metazoa, Chordata, Chondrichthyes, Orectolobiformes, Stegostomatidae. Gene Ontology annotation, cellular component: lysosome. Bases 22 to 996 code for a protein of 324 amino acids. The transcript is spliced from 8 exons. Gene Ontology annotation, molecular function: cysteine-type endopeptidase activity. The record is from RefSeq and is a predicted model, not a curated record. Gene Ontology annotation, biological process: immune response.
AUCACUCCACGAUUGUCCAUCAUGAAGUUCUCUCUGUUUCUGGGCUGUGGACUCGUGUCUAUCCUGGCUGUGGCCUCAACACUGGAUGAAGGCUGGAAGAACUGGAAAUCACAGCAUGAGAAACAGUACACUGAGGAUGAAGAGACCUACAGGAGAAUGGUCUGGGAGAACAAUAUGAGAUACAUCGAACAACAUAACCUGGAGUACUCGAUGGGGAAACACACAUUUACUGUGGGAAUGAACCAGUUUGGAGAUCUGACCAAUGAAGAGUUUAAUGAACUCGUGAGUGGAAUGGUCCAAAUUGAUGCUGAUAACCUGACUGCACCGGAAGUUAAUGAAAGAGAUGAAAUUAAUGAAGGUGAAGCUGUUGACUGGCGUAAAAAAGGUUUAGUUACUCCAGUAAAAAACCAGCAACAAUGUCGUGCUUCCUGGGCUUUCAGUGCACUUGGUGCUGUUGAAGGACAGUGGGCAAAGACGUAUGGAAGACUGGUUUCUCUGAGUGAACAGAGCCUGAUUGAUUGUGACAAAGGAAAUGGUGGAUGUCGUGGUGGAUUGCUUGCGAGAGCCUUUCGAUAUAUGAUUAGAAGAAAAGGCAUGAACUCUGCUGAGGCCUACCCUUACACAGGACAGGUUGGAUUCUGCAGACAUCACAGAACUAAAAUUGUUGCCAGAAUCAUUAACUGUAAACGUAUAAGAGAAGGCGAAAUUAAUUUGGCAAAAGCAGUGAGAGACGUAGGACCAAUCUCUGUUGUGAUUUAUUCAGGCCUAAAGACCUUCCAGUUUUAUGAACAAGGAGUUUACUAUGAUCAAGACUGCAAACACCCCGCAAACCAUGCAGUGCUGACGGUUGGAUUUGGAACUGAGAAUGGAAUGAACUAUUGGCUGGUUAAAAACAGUUGGGGAACAUCCUGGGGUGAAAAAGGAUACAUCAGAAUGUCUAAGGACAAAGGGAAUAACUGUGGGAUUGCCAGCUAUAUGUUCUAUCCCAUCGUGUAAGGAGCCAUGUGUGAAACCAAAGCUUCAUUGAACCCCACCUGAAAGAAUGAGGCAACCAUUUCUGCUGAUGUCGACUCAUUCGAUGCCAUUGCUUUAGCUGCCUGCUGCAAUUUGAAAAGUGGGAUAAUAUCAGCUUCUGCACAUUUCUAUAGCUUCACAUAAAAGGUUAAUAUCAUUCUGUGUUUGAUGCAUGUAACCACAGUAACAUCUGAGUGUCUACAUUCUCCAGCUUGUGGAGAGACAAUAACCUGAAUGUACUGCUGAUGUUGAGCGAUAUAAUAAA